AUGAUAGAUGUUGUCAAAAUAUUCAGCAAGGGAGGACUCAUCCUGUGGUCCUACACCUUCUACGAAAUAGAAGACGCCACCAUACGAACCAUUGUGAAGCAAAUACUCAUAGAGGAAAAGUACGAAGACUUUUGCAAGAAGUAUAAUAAAUUUCACGCCAAAUGGAAGUUGCUUAACGAUGUAGAUAUCGUUAUCCUCAUUGUAUAUCAAGGGAUACAGAAUUCUGCGUAUGUAGAGAAUUUAUUUUUAAAAAUUAAAAAAUCUUUUGUAAAACUAUUGCCCAAAAGUUUGGAGUACUUGGACUUGGAUCUACCCUUGAACUUCGACAAGCAGUUUUUGAAAAUCGUCGAGGAUGUGGAGGCCAUUUUAUCCUGCACGGGGGCGGGUGCUGAUAGGCGGGGAAGUGUGGAUGGGCGAAGAGGAAGCAUAGGCAGACGAAAAAACAGUUCCGAUAAAACCAAAGACGAUCAUGGAGACGUCAGCGAAGACACAGGUGCCAGCGAACGAACGGAUGCAGAUAGCUACCCAGACAACAGCGAUGGAAAUUGUGAGGAAUCGAAGGGGAAGAAGAAACAUGGCGCACACAAAAUGGAAGGAGAAAAAUACAGCAAUAAAAGAAGCGAAGAGGAUGAGAAAACGCUGGAUGACGAUGAACCAGGUGUAAGGCGAAAAAGUAAAACGAAGAAAAAAAGUGCAAGAGAAUGGGAACUAAGCAAAAAGAUAACUAAAAAGGACAUCGAAAAAUUGGAUUACUCAAAAAAUGAAAAUAACUCAACAGAUGUACACGAAAUGAACAAGUACGAAGGAGAGUUUGAAGACUCCAGUGAUUGCAACGUGGAUAACAGUAAUCAUCUCCUCAAUAAAUUAAAUGAUUCCAUUCUGAAGGUAUUCUCGUACAAUAGUAAGAUAGAGGAAAAUGAUAUCGAGUCAAUCUUACAAGGAGUUAAAAAUAAGCUGCUCUCGAAAAAUGUCGCAGCAGGAAUAUGUGACACGUUAAUUGAGAAGAUGAAAGGGAACCUCAUUGGAAAAAAGAAAACCCUCUUCUCUAUGAAUGUCAAAAAAACCGUCUCCACUGUUCUGUCCGAUACUAUUCAAUCUAUAUUGAUACCAAAGGAAUCUGUGGAUAUUCUUCGAGCAGCCUUGGAAGCCAAAUCCAUUGGUAAAUUAUAUUCAAUUGUUUUCCUAGGCGUUAAUGGAGUCGGGAAGUCAACAAAUCUAGCCAAGGUUUGCUACUACCUUAAGACAAAAGGGAACCUAAAAAUUAUGAUUGCAGCGUGCGAUACUUUUAGAGCUGGUGCAGUGGAACAGCUGAGAACCCACGCCAAUUGUUUAGAUGUAUUCCUUUACGAAAAGGGAUAUGGAAAAGAUGCAGCCGCUAUUGCGAAAGAAGCCAUUGCAUAUGCAAAGAAGGAAAAUUUUAAUGUCAUCCUCAUUGAUACUGCUGGAAGAAUGCAAGAUAAUGAACCACUCAUGAGAUCGUUAGGGAAACUCAUCCUCAUCAACAACCCUGAUUUUAUUUUAUUUGUUGGCGAAGCAUUAGUUGGUAAUGAUGCCAUCGACCAAUUGAAAAAGUUCAACCAAGCCUUAACGGAUGCUACGUGCAAUUCAAAUAAGAGAACCAUCGAUGGAAUCCUCCUUACCAAAUUUGACACCGUUGAUGAUAAAGUGGGCACGGCCCUUUCCAUGGUUUACCUGACAGGAAAGCCAAUCGUUUUCGUCGGUAUCGGUCAGAAAUACACCCACUUGAAGAAGUUCAAUGUCAGUAUGGUCGUCAAGGCGUUGAGCUAG
This is a messenger RNA of Plasmodium knowlesi strain H, 1788 nucleotides long. RefSeq names its product signal recognition particle receptor subunit alpha, putative. Bases 1 to 1788 code for a protein of 595 amino acids. The record is from RefSeq and is a predicted model, not a curated record. The transcript has a single exon. NCBI's taxonomy places the organism in Eukaryota, Apicomplexa, Aconoidasida, Haemosporida, Plasmodiidae. Gene Ontology annotation, cellular component: endoplasmic reticulum membrane; signal recognition particle receptor complex. Gene Ontology annotation, molecular function: GTP binding; signal recognition particle binding; GTPase activity. Gene Ontology annotation, biological process: SRP-dependent cotranslational protein targeting to membrane.